Messenger RNA from Jatropha curcas, 1342 nucleotides. Lineage: Eukaryota; Viridiplantae; Streptophyta; Magnoliopsida; Malpighiales; Euphorbiaceae. The record is from RefSeq and is a predicted model, not a curated record.
UUAACCUCCUAACAACAUUCAGAUCUUUAAAAAAAUUGCUUGGAAAACAAUGGAAAGGCAAGGAUCCAUUUUUCUUGCCGUGAAACUCUACGAUUCACUGAUACUAUGACCUGAAAAAUCGUCUCCAUUGCCACAAACAACCGCAUCUCUCUCUUCACUAACUAUUCCGAAAAGAGUGAAUUUUCCGUGUAGAAGAAGAUGGACAAGGAGAAUAAACAUGGACCAUUGUACUUUGACCUGAAUACGGGUGCUAAAAUUCCAUCUGUUGGAUUGGGAACAUGGAAAGCUGAACCGGGUAUCGUUGGUGACGCUGUGAAAGCUGCUGUCAAGGCUGGUUACCGACACAUUGAUUGUGCCAAAGUUUAUAAUAAUGAAAAAGAGAUAGGAGAAGCAUUGAAGGAAUUGUUUUCCUCUGGAGUAGUGAAGCGAAAUGAGCUUUUCAUCACAUCAAAGCUGUGGUGCUGUGACCAUGCUCCUGAAGAUGUCUCAAAGGCAUUGAGCAAGAGUUUAGAAGACUUACAACUUGACUAUAUUGAUCUUUAUUUAAUACAUUGGCCAUUUCGUACAAAGGCAGGGAGUGAAGGCUGGGAUCCAAAAAUCAUGGCUCCCUUGUGCCUUCCAGAGACAUGGACUGCAAUGGAAGGCUUGUAUGCAUCAGGUCAGGCACGAGCGAUUGGGGUUAGCAACUUCUCAACUAAGAAACUGCAAGACCUCCUCAAAUAUGCAAAAGUGGCUCCAGCAGUUAAUCAAGUGGAAUGCCACCCUGUUUGGCAGCAGUCUGCACUGCAUAAUUUGUGCAAAUCUACAGGAGUUCAUCUCUCGGCAUAUUCUCCUCUAGGAUCUCCAGGGUCUUGGGUUAAGGGAGAAAUCUUAAAGGAACCAAUACUAAUUGAAAUUGCUCAAAAGCUUAACAAAUCACCAGCACAAGUUGCCCUUCGCUGGGGUAUUCAAAGUGGUCACAGUGUCCUUCCAAAGAGUGUUAACGAAUCAAGGAUCAAGGAAAAUUUAAGCUUGUUUGAUUGGUGUAUUCCUUCAGAAUUCUUCUCUAAAUUAUUAGAAAUCCACCAGCAAAGGCUCCUUCGAGGGGAUUUUGCAAUACAUGAAACUCUCAGCCCUUAUAAAAGCCUUGAAGAAUUGUGGGAUGGAGAAAUAUGAGAAGAUAAAAUUACAGUAGUCUCUCUCUAUAUACAGUUGUAGCCGAGCCAAAUUUUACAUUGACUAAGCUUGGUUUGUUUAUGUGUCAUUCAAUCUUGAAUAGCUCAAUAUUGAUUUUUAAAUUUUUGAGCUAGCUCAAACUUUUUCACGAGCUUAUUCAAUUAAUCAAAAUUUUAAUUUUUAUAUA